AUUGCCAUAUAACAAAAAUGGCUUGGAUUCAUAUCACCACAAUUUUAUGCAUUCUUACUAUAACAAUCAGAAAUUCAAUUUGCUACCUUUCGAUUGACCGAAUACUAAACCGAUUAGAUGUUUUGGAGGACAAAUCAAAUAAAGUCGAUAAUGGUUUACAAAAAGAAAUUGUUCAGAUUAAAGAGGAUUUUAGAGUGUUAACAGAAGAACUAACAGAAGCUUUAAGGCGAGAAAGCAUAUACAGGCGAGAAGAUAUAAAAGCAAUCUUUGAACUUCUACAAGGCAAAGAUAAUGACACAGAAGGAAGUACGAAACAAAGGCCGACGAACAAUCUAGACAAAAGACAGGAAACUAUUAUUUGUACUGCAGAAAACUCUGAACAUGUUAAAAAAGCAUUUCAACAAGAAAAGCUUAUGAACUUCAAAGUACGAAAUGAACUAGAGUCUUUCAAAAACACACACAAAGACAUCCUGAGUAAGUUGAAAGACAACGUCGAGAAUAGUAUCUCUAACACUGUUCUGAAAAUGAUGUCUAUUGAAAGCAAUUUCAUUAAAAAUCUUACCGACUCUAUGAAUCAAGCAGAAUUACGCCUUUUGAGAAAAGUGGAGCAUGUGGAAAUAAUGACAAACGAUGCAAUAAAUGCUCUGAAUGUAACUGUCGAGAACUAUAAAGAGCAAUGUCACAAAAGUCAAGUGAUACGAGAGACAAACAUGCUCAAACUGAUUGAAAAUAUGACUUCGGAAAUACAUGAACUGAAGAUCAAUGUACGUUCUCGUUUGCCCUUGCAAUGUAAAGAGGUUAUCGUGAAUGGAGUAUAUUCAAUAAUAGUUAAUGCAAACCCGAUACCAGUAUAUUGUGAUAUCGAGACAGACGGCGGAGGCUGGGUUGUGUUCCAGAGACGAAAGGACGGUUCAGAGGACUUCAACCGUCCAUGGCUGGAGUAUAAACAGGGCUUUGGUCAGCUAGAGGGCGAGUUCUGGCUAGGCAAUGAACUGUUGUAUCAGUUUACACGAUAUAAACCAAGGGAGCUUAGAAUUGAUAUGGAAGACUAUAAUGGGAAGAAAGCAUAUGCCAAAUAUUCUUCAUUCAGAAUUUAUUCGGAAGAACUAAACUACAAGCUUGAAGUUGGAGGGUACAAUGGGAAUGCGGGCGAUUCCUUGAAUGGACUUGUUGACAAAGGUAACGGGGUUCAUAAUGGACAAAGCUUUUCAACAAGAGACAACGACAAUAAAUCGAAAUGUGCAACUUUGUAUGGGGGUGGUUGGUGGUUUAAUUCGUGUUUCCAGGCGAACUUGAACGGCGGAUAUAAAAAUAUUCGUUGGUUUUCUCUAAGCCGCGACUUGUUGAAAUUUGUGGAAAUGAAAUUCCGAUAACAAGGCACACCAAACUUUUGGAACAUGUAUAUUGGGAUUUCAGAUCGUUGAUAAAUUGUUUUUAUGUUCAGUAUAUCAGUAAUAGUUUUUUUCUGGAUUUAGUGUAAAUAUAAAGUUCCCGAGAGUACUAUACCCAAUAAGUAAAUGUUGGUGUCUAUUUUUCAACUAAUUUAUAUAUACAAAUUCAUAUAUACAGUCCUCAAAACUUACAUUGUGAGGUUUUAAACAACCCCCAAAAUGAUUUAAAUGUAUUGAUAACAGCAUGAAAUAUUUUGAUUUACUGACGUAGUUGUUGAAUAUGCUUAUUCGAUAUUUAAGCUCACUUUUGGUAAAUUGAUUAAUUUUGGAAAAACACAUGCAUUAACCAUCUGAAAUGAUUGUUUUGUAUAUGUAUGUGUCCAUAUGGGCCAUGGCCAUCUGACUAUUUGUAAAUAGAUCUUAUAUCUAUGUAAAAAUUAAAAAUAAAACAUUUGAAUCUGUC
This is a messenger RNA of Mya arenaria, 1854 nucleotides long. Its product is annotated as angiopoietin-related protein 7-like. The transcript has a single exon. The record is from RefSeq and is a predicted model, not a curated record. The coding region runs from base 18 to 1373 and encodes 451 amino acids. Lineage: Eukaryota; Metazoa; Mollusca; Bivalvia; Myida; Myidae.